Molecule: messenger RNA, 1101 nt
Organism: Prorocentrum cordatum
Lineage: Eukaryota; Dinophyceae; Prorocentrales; Prorocentraceae
Source: the annotation of a GenBank genome assembly
AUGUUCCGAAGGAAAAAAGCCGACCAAAGCGAUGUACGAGAAGGACGUGGAGGCUUUGACGGCCUUUGGAUUCGACUCCCUGAAGCUGGACAAGUGCGGCUCGAUGCAAGACCUGAACCUCUGGGCGCGCCUCCUGAACCAGACGGGGAGGCCGGUCAUGAUCGAGAACUGCCACUGGGGGUUCACCGUCCCCAACGCCACGUGGUGCCCCUGGCACUUCUUCCGCACGAGUGGGGACAUCCGGGCCCAGUACGGGAGCAUGGUGAGCACGCUGCUGACCACGGUGAGGUGGGCGAAGGCAGGCCUGUCCCGGCCCGGCUGCUGGGCUUACCCCGACAUUCGGGGGCUGCUGGUCGGCUGCAGGCACGGGCCCGGCGGCCCGAGCGACCCUGGCAUGAGCUACAGGAGGCCCGCUCACACUUCGGGGCCUGGUGCAUCGUGUCGUCGCCGCUGAUCCUCUCGCACGACGUGAACAGCGACGCGGUGAUGGAGGAGAUCUGGCCCAUCAUCUCCAACAGGGAGGCCAUCGCUGUGAACCAGGCCUGGGCUGGCCACAGCGGGAGCCCCUUCAAGCAGUCGGCCACCAACAUCACGCUGCCCGGCUUCGCGGACCAGACCAGGAAGCCCAUCCUCGGCGACCACGGCGUGGCCAAGGGCAAGGAGACGCCGCUGCCGAGCUGGCAUUUCUUCUACAAGCCGCUGGGCUCCGGGAGGGUCGCAGUCCUGCUGAUGAGCCACACGGAGGCGGAGCAGUCUUUGACGGUCUCCUUCGCCGACGUGCCCGGCCUGUCUUGCUCCCGCUGCAGCGUGCGCGACGUCUGGCUGCGGGAGGACGCUGGCGUGCACGUCGACCAGUACACUGCGAGAGGCCUGGCGGGCCACGACUCCGCCUUCCUGGUCCUGUCGCCAGAGCCCCCGCGCGCCGCUGGGGGCCUCGUCGCCGCGCUGCUCGGCGGGCCCGGGGCGCCCGCCGCGCCGGUGUCGCCCCAGGGGCUCGCCCUGCUGGGCGCGGCCGCGCUUGUGACCGCCGGGCUCCUGCGCGCCACGGCGCUCGGCUGCUGGCGCGGGGGCGGCAGGGGCCGCCAGAAGCGGCGGCGCUAG